UCGAGCGGCGGCGAAGCGAGGGUCGGCGUCCCUCUUGGCUUUAGGUUCACUGAGUUCUCAGCUACAACAAUGGCGGGGUAUCCGGGUGAAGGUUCUGAACAACAAUCUGGAUCAGGCCUUGGCUUUAAUGCAGAGGAAGAUGCAGUCGAGCGGAAUCGAAAGGAUGAUAAGGAGCGAGCAGACCUGCCAUAUCAAGAAUUCCGAGAAGCGCGUUUUGGCUAAGAAGAAUUUGGAGCGCAAGAUUCGUUCACAGGACCUCGCCCGCAAGCUUAAGGCGAUACUCGUUCAGAAAGUCAGGGGUCUGUAGACUACAGUCGAAGCCCAGGGGAAUGCUAGCUGCUCUGGAUUUUUGCCCUGUUGAUAAACUUUCCAUCAACGGUGGAGCUUCGCAACUAAACAUACAGAUUGACUAUUUUAUUCCUAAAAUGUUCCAUUUGGCAUGGUUAGAAGUUCUGAAAGUGAAUUUUCUUGGUUGAUUGUCAUGGCAUAGUUAAAACUUUUCAUACAAAAGGUUUUGUGACAAUCAAAUAAUAGCAUAUUGCUGUUGUCUUUCAA
This is a messenger RNA of Sesamum indicum (sesame), 555 nucleotides long. RefSeq names its product Ribosomal protein S21 family protein. Gene Ontology annotation, cellular component: ribosome. NCBI's taxonomy places the organism in Eukaryota, Viridiplantae, Streptophyta, Magnoliopsida, Lamiales, Pedaliaceae. Gene Ontology annotation, molecular function: structural constituent of ribosome. Gene Ontology annotation, biological process: translation. The record is from RefSeq and is a predicted model, not a curated record.